ACGGAUUCUUCUACUGUUGCUAGAAACUGCACAAAUUGUCUCUCUGUAUUUCAGGCUCAUGAUAUUCUCAGUCACCGUAAACUGAUCUAUGGAAGCCAGUCUCUGCAACUGAUACCAAAAAGAAGUCUUCUUGAAUAUGAUCCUCUCUGCUCAUUUUCUCUCCUUUUCUAUUUCGGUGUAUUUCAUCAACUCUGCUUUUGCAAAGAUUCAUCCAUUAGCAGAAAUAGAAGAUGCGCUCCUUCGAAAACUAUUUGCUGGUUACCAGAAAUGGGUCAGGCCUGUUCUAAACCCAAACAGCACCAUUAAAGUUAAUUUUGGUUUAAAAAUAUCACAGCUUGUUGAUGUGGAUGAGAAAAAACAGCUGAUGACUACAAAUGUAUGGUUAAGGCAGGAGUGGAUGGACAUGAAACUGAGGUGGAAUCCUAAAGACUAUGGGGGGAUUACAUACAUUAGGGUUCCAUCAGAAACUCUGUGGCUUCCUGAUAUUGUUCUAUUUGAAAAUGCUGAUGGGCGUUUUGAAGGUUCUCUCAUGACAAAAGCAAUAAUAAAAUAUGAUGGAACUGUAACAUGGACUCCGCCAGCCAGUUAUAAAAGUUCUUGCACAAUGGAUGUGACUUUUUUCCCCUUUGACCGACAAAAUUGUUCAAUGAAGUUUGGAUCAUGGACAUAUGAUGGGAACAUGGUUGACCUUAUUCUGCUGGACGAGAAUGUAGACCGGAAGGAUUUCUUUGAUAAUGGAGAAUGGGACAUCCUUAAUGCCACCGGCUUAAAAGGAAUGAGGAAAGAUGGGCUUUAUUCUUACCCAUUUGUCACAUAUUCAUUUGUUUUGCAACGUCUUCCAUUGUUUUAUACUCUUUUUUUAAUAAUCCCCUGCCUUGGUCUAUCAUUCCUAACUGUCCUAGUCUUUUAUUUGCCAUCUGAUGAAGGGGAAAAACUCUCCUUGUCCACCUCGGUAUUGGUUUCUCUAACAGUUUUCUUACUAGUCAUUGAAGAAAUUAUUCCUUCUUCAUCAAAGGUAAUUCCACUAAUCGGAGAGUACCUUUUAUUUAUCAUGAUUUUUGUAACUUUGUCAAUAAUUGUUACUGUUUUCGUCAUUAAUGUUCAUCAUCGGUCCUCAGCAACUUAUCAUCCAAUGGCACCGUGGGUAAAACGCCUUUUCCUGGAAAAGCUUCCGAAGCUUCUUUGUAUGAAAGGACAUGUUGAUUGCUUCUCCUUUUUUGAUUCAGAAAACAAUGUCUCUUCUGCCAAAUCAAAACCCUCUGGCAAAAGGAAACAAAUUAAUGCAAGUGAUGGGGAAAAGGUCUUAAUUGCCUUCUUGGAAAAAGCAUCAGAUUCUAUUAAAUACAUUUCAACACAUGUAAAGAAAGAGCAUUUUAUUAGACAGGUUGUUCAGGACUGGAAAUUUGUGGCUCAAGUUCUUGAUCGGAUCUUCCUAUGGUUGUUCCUCUCAGUAUCUAUCACUGGAUCAGUUCUUAUAUUUACCCCUGCAUUACAGAUGUGGUUGAACAGUCAUGUCUGAAUCGUUGUUAUAACAGCGACUAUAGUAAAGGAGAAUAUAAUAAACCUUUUUUAUCAUGUAUAUUAGACUGUGUUAUGGUCAUGGUGGGCUUUUUUGAAAAAUAAUCAUCUAUUCACAACAGGUUUUGUUUCUUAAGUCAUAAAUGAUUUCACCAUACUAUCUAUAUGUGAGCAGAAAUUUAUAGUAAAGGUCCACAGUACACAUAUUUAUAUAUUAGUGUCUGCAAACUGCUUUUCCGCACAAUUGCUUAAGAACAUUUUUACUUUACUAGGCCUCACUAGACUUGAAAGAUAUGUUACAGAAGAUUAUUAUUAAUGCUGUUAUGUAUCAAACUUGCCUUUAAAUUAUAUUCACUUGUCAAUAUGUCUAUGUAUUAUAUCAUCAUCUGUUAAUUUUUUUUUUCCAAUAAACUAAAUUUGGUUG
Messenger RNA from Xenopus laevis (African clawed frog), 1942 nucleotides. RefSeq names its product cholinergic receptor, nicotinic beta 3 L homeolog (gene chrnb3.L). Gene Ontology annotation, molecular function: monoatomic ion channel activity; acetylcholine-gated monoatomic cation-selective channel activity; extracellular ligand-gated monoatomic ion channel activity. Gene Ontology annotation, cellular component: postsynaptic membrane; membrane; synaptic membrane. The record is from RefSeq and is marked provisional. Lineage: Eukaryota; Metazoa; Chordata; Amphibia; Anura; Pipidae. Gene Ontology annotation, biological process: chemical synaptic transmission, postsynaptic; monoatomic ion transport; excitatory postsynaptic potential.